Messenger RNA from Papaver somniferum (opium poppy), 873 nucleotides. RefSeq lists its product as uncharacterized. The transcript has a single exon. Gene Ontology annotation, molecular function: RNA-DNA hybrid ribonuclease activity; nucleic acid binding. NCBI's taxonomy places the organism in Eukaryota, Viridiplantae, Streptophyta, Magnoliopsida, Ranunculales, Papaveraceae. Bases 1 to 873 code for a protein of 290 amino acids. The record is from RefSeq and is a predicted model, not a curated record.
AUGAAAACUAGGAAAUUUCAACUUGCUUCUAGAUGUUGUUUUUGUAAGAAAGAUGAGGAAACUCUAGAACACAUUCUAUGGAAAUGCAACUAUAGUGAGAUAAUUUGGAAGUGGUUAGGAGGGAUGUUUAAUUUCAAGAACCCUAAGUCCUUUGAUGAAGUCUUUAGUUCUGCAAAACAUAAAAGUCCUGCAGUUGGUGAAAUAUGGAGAUAUGCUGCUUUCAUUACUCUCAAGGAACUGUGGUUUCAAAGAAAUAGAAGUGUUUAUGAGGAUGAAGUCUUCAAUGAACAAAAUAUUAAAUCAAGAAUCUUGAAACUUACUGCUGAAGGAGAAAUUAGAAUGAAACAGCUCAUGUGGAAUAAUGCAUAUGUUGUUAAAGAGAUUUCCUUUAAAUUGCCUCAGAAGAAUCAACUUCUCUUGUGUUGUGAUGGGGCUUCAAGAGGGAACCCUAGGAAUUCAGGUUAUGGGAUUAUGGCUAUAAAUGAUAAAGGAGAAGUGGUGGUAGCUAUAGAAGGAGGUCUGGGGAUUUCUACUAAUUUCUUUGCAGAAAUUAUGGCAAUUAUUUGUGCAGGAGAAUGGGUUAUUCAUAAUGGUUUCAGAAUCCUCCUUUUCAGUACAGACUCAAAAUCAGUAAUUGUUGCUUUUGAAAAUUUGAGAGUUCCUUGGUUUGCAAUUGCUAGAUGGAAGAAAAUCUGCAACAUUGCUACCAAAUAUGAGUUUCUUCAUAAUUACAGAGAAUUGAACUUCUCUGCAAAUGAUCUAGCUAACAUAGGAGCAACUAUGCAGAGAGAAGAUCAACACAUAUACACAAGCAAACCUCCCUUCCUUGUAAAUCUUGAAAAUGAAAAGCAGAAGUACUUUAUGACAGUUUAG